AUGAAAGAAGAUAAUAAGAAAAUUGAAAAAGAAUCUGAAACACAAGAAAUAUAUAGGGAUAAUGAAAUGUUAUUAGAAAAAAAUAAGAAAAUUAUAAUUUCAAAAGAUCUAAAGAGUUUAAAAGAUAAUCCCGAUCUCGAAACAAAGAUGAGUGUAUUUGAUGAUGUUCUCUACACUGAUAAUAAAAAUAGAUUGAAAAGAGCAAAUGAAUUACAAAAUGAUAUUAAAACAUAUAUGGUUGAACUUGCUAAAAAAAAGGACAAAUUAGAUUCUAUUCUUAAAAAUCUGAAAGAAAAAUUAGAUCAUAUAUCAGAACAACUUGAUAUUUCUAAAAUUCCAUAUAUCAAAAAAGAAGUUUAUGAAGAUUCUACUUUAUUGCUUUCUACAAAAAUAGAAUUUAUUUCAGAUUUUAUAAUAUUUUAA
Molecule: messenger RNA, 423 nt
Organism: Dentiscutata heterogama
Lineage: Eukaryota; Fungi; Glomeromycota; Glomeromycetes; Diversisporales; Gigasporaceae
Source: the annotation of a GenBank genome assembly